AUGAGUUUCUUUAUCAUAUUUUUAUUGUGUACUAUUUCCAGCAUACAGGCGAAACCCGAAUAUGAAGUCGAUGUCCUAGAUAUCGAAUGGAAUGUAACAACUCCCGAAAAUUUCGAUAUGGAAUGGGAUAUUACCCAACCUCAACGUGGCAUUUUUGCGAUUAGUGGAUUUGCCGAUUUCAAAAAGGAUAUAAAUACAGAUAAGGCCAAGGGUUUGGUUAAUAUAUAUUAUAGUCCCAAUGCUGUUUCCUAUAUGCUGACGCCAUUUCGAAUACCAAUGACCAUAUUCACAGACGGAAUGAAUUUUCUAUACAAAGUUUAUAUGAUGGAGGAGAUGAAAAACUGUUGUGAAGAUGCCAUAGAUUUUGAAGGUACAUUUGUGGCUCCAUUAACAAAACGUCGCAUGGUAUGCGUAAAGUGUUUAUGUAAUCCAAAAGAUAACUUUCCCACAUAUAUGCGAACAGGGUUUUACAAGUUUGAGGGAAUUUCGUAUGGUGAAAUUGCCUUUGCUGUGACGUUGACGGUCAAAUUGGAAAAGGUAUAA
This is a messenger RNA of Calliphora vicina (urban bluebottle blowfly), 543 nucleotides long. RefSeq lists its product as uncharacterized. The record is from RefSeq and is a predicted model, not a curated record. NCBI's taxonomy places the organism in Eukaryota, Metazoa, Arthropoda, Insecta, Diptera, Calliphoridae. Bases 1 to 543 code for a protein of 180 amino acids. The transcript is spliced from 2 exons.